Lentinula edodes (shiitake mushroom) is the source of this 984-nucleotide messenger RNA. RefSeq lists its product as uncharacterized. The transcript is spliced from 7 exons. The record is from RefSeq and is a predicted model, not a curated record. Gene Ontology annotation, biological process: inositol metabolic process; phosphatidylinositol phosphate biosynthetic process; signal transduction. Gene Ontology annotation, molecular function: inositol monophosphate 1-phosphatase activity. Bases 1 to 984 code for a protein of 327 amino acids. NCBI's taxonomy places the organism in Eukaryota, Fungi, Basidiomycota, Agaricomycetes, Agaricales, Omphalotaceae.
AUGACCGCAACCGAGCUCUCAGCCGAUGAUCUCAAACAGAUCCUUGCUUUCACCGUCACCCUUGCUCGCAAAGCAGGCGAAUUAAUCAUGGAGGGAUCAGAAGCGAUUCAGCUGGCUGGAUCGAACGUUGAUGAAAAGAAGAAUUCCGUGGAUCUGGUUACUGAAUACGACGUCCGUGUCGAAGAGCUGGUCAAGAAGGAGAUAUUUACUACUUAUCCUGAGUUCAAGUUUAUCGGGGAAGAAUCCUACGCUGCGGGCUCUCGAUCACCUCUGACCGAUGAUCCUACUUACUGUGUGGAUCCAAUCGACGGAACGACCAAUUUUGUCCAUGGCUUUCCAUGGGUCUGCAUUUCUCUCGGGCUAAUAUACAAGAAAGUACCUGUCCUCGGAGUCAUUUACAACCCUUUCCUGGAUCUCCUUUAUACUGGAAUCAAAGGCCAAGGUUCCUUUCUCUCCCGACAGGGAGGUCCACCUAUGAAACUUCCCCUGGCCAAGAAUCCUAAGCCUCUAGCUACUCUUAACCAUGCUCUUAUCGCCGUGGAAUGGGGCAACGAUCGUACGAUCGACCCUCUGACUAAGCGCUCCGAAUCUUUCCACAAGCUCGCUGGUGACCCUGAUAACGGUGUAGAGGGAGGGCGCAUGGCUCAUUCUCUUCGUUCUCUGGGCAGUUCUGCAAUGAAUUUUGCUACGGUCGCUCAGGGUGGAUUAGAUAUCUACUGGGAAAUCGGAUGCUGGCCUUGGGACGUUUGCGCUGGCAUGGUCAUUGUUCAGGAAGCUGGCGGAUCAGUUACUGGAUCGCAUGCUUACUACGAAGCUGCAAAGGACUUGCCGUCCUUUGGAGAGCCUAAUGAAGAGAUACUGACCGGAAGAAAAUAUCUCGUUGUUCGCGCUAUUGGGGACUCCGAGAAAGAAAAGGGUCGCGAUGCACAGAAGAGGAUCAUGGGCGAGUUCUACAGUACAACCGUAGAUUACAACGUUUCUUGA